This is a messenger RNA of Carassius auratus (goldfish), 950 nucleotides long. Its product is annotated as nucleoside diphosphate-linked moiety X motif 6. The transcript is spliced from 3 exons. Gene Ontology annotation, molecular function: ADP-ribose diphosphatase activity; NADH pyrophosphatase activity; NAD binding. The record is from RefSeq and is a predicted model, not a curated record. The annotation marks the transcript as partial. Lineage: Eukaryota; Metazoa; Chordata; Actinopteri; Cypriniformes; Cyprinidae.
GUUAUCGUGGUCUUGUUUAAAGGUGCUGUUGUGGACGAAUCCAACGGCAAAGUCCUUGUUGUCCAGGACAGAAAUAAGACUACGAAUGCUUGGAAGUUUCCCGGUGGUCUGUCAGAUCUUGGAGAAAACAUCGGCGAGACGGCCGUCCGGGAGGUUUUUGAGGAAACGGGCGUCCGAUCUCAAUUCUGUUCGCUCCUCAGCGUCCGUCAGCAGCACAAUCAUCCGGGAGCGUUCGGGAUGUCCGACAUGUACCUGAUCUGCAGACUCCGGCCGCUCUCCUUCCACAUCGACUUCUGCCCUCACGAGUGUCUGCGCUGCGAAUGGCUGGACCUGACUGAACUGGCCCAGACCAGCGACAGCACGCCGGUCACCAGCCGCGUCGCCAGACUCCUGCUGUACGGACUGGAAAACGGCUUCCAGAACAUCGACCUGACGAUGGAGCAGAUGCCGGCCGUUUACUCCGGCCUUUUCUAUCAGCUCUACCACAGACGACUGCCAGAGACGGCAUAGAGCAACUCCACACCGCACUAAACCGUUUCAGUACAGUACAAUCAAGAUACAUUCACUGGAGAAGCACAGUGGCUUGAGACAUUUAGGCCUGGUUCCACAGACAGAGCUUAGACUAAGGCACAGUUUAAUUAGGAUAUGUAAAGUGUUUUUAUAAGCGUGCCUUAGAAAAAAGAUAUUACUGAUGUGCAUCCAAACAAAGACUGAUAUAUUUUAAGAUCAGUGAGUGCAAGUUUCUUGCUCUCUUAAAUUUAGACUUUAGCUUAAGCCUUGUCUGUGAAACCAGGGUUAGUCUUGUUUUCUGAAAAAUACAUGAAUGCAUAUGCUUAAAACCUAAAUUCAGUGGGGUCCGAAAAAUAAACUUUAUUUAAAGGGAAAACAAGAUUCCUCUUAUUUUUUUUUUUUCUUUUCAGAAAACUUGAUUUUUAUUUUUAUUAUUAUUA